AUGGCCCGCAGUGAUGAUGAGAUGGGCGCCCCGUCGGAGGCCCACGCGCCCGCAGAGGCACGACGCAAGAUUGCGUCGAAGAGGCCGCCCCCAGGGCCUCCAGGGCCGCCAGGGUCAUCUUCGGGCAUCGAGUUUAUCGUCUGCUUCUUGUGCCAGGAGGGCGGCACCCUCUCCGAGAGCUGGUUUGGCAAGCCGCUGCACCACCAAUGCAAGCUCGCCGUGCGUUCCCGCAGGCGCGCCGUCAUGGGCUCUGCUGCGGCUCUGAGCGACCAGGCCGACAUGCACCGUGAUCCCGAGAAAUGGCGCGCCACGCACUUGCCCUACUUGGAAAAGGACACGCGCAGGGCCGCCAUCCAGGAGCUCAAGACGAGCCAGAAGCAGGAGGAGUCCAACAUGUCAGUCGAGAAAGACCUCAACGGGUGCGAAGACGUCUGGCUCACCAAGGUUCGCUUCCGUGCCUUCAUGGGAUUCUGGGAAGGCCUGUCCAGGGAGGAGGCCGACGAGCGCUUCGACGCCGAGUUCGACGCGAACCCGAAGUACAACAGGAGGAACCAACAGAUCGUCCUCGCUGAGGGCAACGAGUACGUCAAGCACGAGGCGGGCACCGAGUCGAAGCGCGGGGCCACCCCCGAGACGCUUCCCCAGCCAGCCCGCAAGAAGCUCAAGGCCACUGAGUCUCCAGAGACGCUCGGCCCCCACGCGAAGCACCUGCACGCCAAGAAGGCGCUCCAGGAUGCGGUGAAGGAGAUCGUGAAGGGCUUCGAGGGUAAGGCCACCACGUACGCGCGCUUAACGAAGCUGGCAGAGAGGCACAAGGGCUACGCCGACUUGCCCGAGAACUUGAAGGACGUGGUGGAGAAGUUCGCGAGCAUCCAGAAGCAAGCGAAGCAGCUUGGCUUGAAAGCUGAGCGGGCUGGGCCCACUGGAGAUGGCUCGGUUGCGUCGUGCACUACGGAGCUGGAUUCCAUGAAGGUGGAGUUGACAUCUUGCUGGGCGGACGCCACGGAGCUCGUUCAGUCCUUGGAGUUGAUCGACAAGGAAAUGCAGACCACCAAGCGGAAGACCUACUUGCAGGACCGCCACCAGUCUCAGAAGGUGCGGGUUGCUGGCACUCUGAACGCGUCUGGCGCGUUCGACUCGCAGCUGGCAGAGCACGUCGCCCCCUUGAUCGCGCAGACCUGGGCGAAAGCUCAGGCGACCAUGGUUGCUGACGAGGAGGGUGAUUACAGCGCCUACUGCUUGCAGCCCGUCUCCAGCUGCGGGAUCACCAUGGACGCGACCAUGAACGAGUUCAAUCCCACAAAGCUUUUCGCUUGGAAGACUCCGUUCCCCUCCUUCCAAGAGAUGCUGGUUGACAUUCGCGGCCGCAUCGAUGAGCGCUGCAACAGGCUGAACGAAAAGAUGGCAGCGAACCGUGAUACUUGGUUGGGAGCUCAAGCGAACGUGGAUUCCGAAAACGAGUACGGUGAGCACCUGAAGUUUCUUCCCGGCCUGGGGCUCCACCUGUGUUGCAUCGUUCGCAAUGCGUUGCGCUUGGGCGCGAUGGCCGUGCCGCUUCCAGCUUUAGGUUGCUUCAUGUCCCCCUUGAAUGAGAGCAUGUUCGUGUUGGUGUACGACGUUGCCGAGAUCAUCAAUCAGGGGAUUGUUUUGAAGGACAUCCAGACCUUCUUGAAGAGCUCCUCUGGCGAGGGCUUCCUGAAGUCCAAGCAUGCCGUUUGCGUGUACCUUCCGAAGAAUGCAGUCCUUUUCGUGCCCAGCGGUUUCUAUGCGCAGCCACUCUUCUACCAUCCAGGCCCCAGGAAUCAGAAGAUCGAUCCUAAUUGGCUUCACUACCUGCACGUCCCUUUUUUGAACGCGGAGAUCGCCAAGACCGUGGAUCCAGAUGUGUUCAAGGCGGCCACCGCGUUGUCUACUGUGCAUUUGGCCCCGCUGCAAAGCUCGAUGUGGGUUGAGCGCAGGAAGGGUUUCUCAGAUUUUGUUCAGCAGGCCCUCAAGAUGCCCGUGGAGCACCUGGACAGGCCGUGCGCCCUGCUGGGCAUCUACACGGGGCACAGCUCGUUGCGUGAUUCCGGCCCGGAACUCCAGAAUUUCCACCUGAAGCUGCUGCCGCGGCUGGCACAGUUCCCCGGGCGCUGGCUGGGCGACCGGCUGUGCGCGUCGCUGGUGGCCGUGCUGGCGGAGCUCGAGGCCGACUUCCGGGCCAGGCACCCGGGCGCCGCGGACGCCUGCUCCGCGGCGGUCGCGCUGGUCGUGGGCGCGCAGCUGGCCGUCUGCCUGGCGGGGCGCUCGGCGUGCCUGCUGCUCGGCGCCGGGGCGCGGGCCGUGCCCGCCGCCCCGCCGGCGGGCGCGCGGCGCCGGGCGCUGAACGAGGCCGCAGAGCGCAACUCGGACGGGGCGGGCUGCGUCGGGUUGGGGCCCGCAGAGAGCUGCUGCCUGCUGCUGGGAGCCUCGGCGGCGGAGGCCGCGGCGGGGCGCCCGGAGGCGGCCGCCGCCUGCCUGGCGCUGGGCGCGCGCCCGCGCGCGGCCUGCGGGCAGCUGCUGGCGGCAGCGGGGCGCCGCGGCGAGGGCGGGGAGGGCACCGCUGCAGCGAAGGAGGGCAUGGCGGCCGCCGCCGCCUUUCUGAGCUGGCGCGGAGCGGCGGCCGAGGAUGGCGCGGCCGCGGAGCCCUCGCGGAAGCGGCCCAGGGUGCAGGACAAGGAGGCAAGCCAGGUCCGGGUGCGCCACAUCCUCGUGAAGCACCGCGACGUAAAGGGCGCCCUGGACAAGGUCCGCUCCCGGCCCGUGCGGCGCUCGCAGUGGGAGGCGGAGGAUCUGCUGCGAGGCGCGCUGUGCGACCUGGCCAUGGUCGAGGGGCAGCCAAAGAAGUGCUCUGAGCUCUUCACGCAGAGGUGCCGCGAGCUCUCCGAGUGCGCCUCAGCCCUCAAGGGCGGCGAGUUCGCGGGCGACCUGGGCUGGCUGGCGAGGGGCGGGAAGAAGGGUCCUGCGGAGAAGGCGAUCGAGGAGGCGGCCUUUGGACUGAGAGUAGGCCAGCUGAGCGACCUCAUUGUGACAGAGUCUGGCGUGCAUUUGCUGUACCGUUCUGCCUGACCUCGGCGAGCGAAAACUCAUGAUCAAGAUCAUGUACGCAACCGCACGUUCGCACGUUCGGUCUAUCGUCGUCAGCACCACUCCUCACCCUGUUCUCCCUCC
Messenger RNA from Prorocentrum cordatum, 3189 nucleotides. The record is from the annotation of a GenBank genome assembly. NCBI's taxonomy places the organism in Eukaryota, Dinophyceae, Prorocentrales, Prorocentraceae.